AUGGGAAGUACAGCCUUCAGAUUAACGAUGUCUGCGCAGCAAAUUCCACUGCAGUUCAUGCCUCAGCAGCUGCAAGCUGGCGACAGAGAUGAUUGGACAGGCAUAACUGACCCUAAGGAGAGGAAAAAGUUGCAAGAUCGGGUCAAUCAAAGAGCCAGGCGGCAGCGGAAAAAGCCUAAACUCCUGGUAUAUUCCGCACCAUGCAGGCCAGCACGCCACGAUUCAGGAAACACCAUCCUAAAUAACCCGCAGCUUAAUCUGCUUAGGCAAGAUCAAUUGGUGCAGAACAGUCGCUCUCCGCUACUAGACAAGAUAGUCUCCUUUACGGCUUGUCAGCCAGAUUCCAUGGAGACGGAGCAGUUCAUCAAUCAGUUCUCGUCAUGGAUAUCACAGCGCUAUGAGCAAAGAUGCCUGGACACCGAACCUCUCCCAGGCCUCGUCCAGUUCAAUAUUACACGAUCCCUAGUGGUUAAUGCAAAACUUCUUGGAUACACAUCAGAGCGCAUGGCACCUAGCGCUCGAUCCUCGCUCACAUCACUGAGUAUCAGCGAGUCGUACUUCCACGCCUUCCCAGCCAGUCUGCAACCCACCGCUCUGCAACGCAAUGUCCACCAUCAUCCAUGGAUUGACCUCUUACCUGUGGCCGAACUUCGUGAUAAUCUACUGCGUCAACUUGAGACUACGUAUAAUGCAGCGCAGCUUUGUCGCGAUAUGCGAGGUUUACAAGUCGUAAGCAGCGGGCACGGUGAUGUGAUUGUAUGGGGAGAGCCAUGGGAUCCGCACGGUUGGGAGGUGACCGAAGCAUUUGUGCAGAAGUGGCCUUGGGUUGUUCGUGGCAGUCGUAGCUUGCUUCAAUCGACAAACUACUGGCGCGCACAAAGAGGCGAACCUGCCCUGUCCUUCCAGAGCUAUCCCGCAGCGAAUGGUGGAGCUAACCCGCGCGUCCAUGAGGUUGAGGAGCAUCUGGGAUCACCCGCUUGA
Aspergillus luchuensis is the source of this 981-nucleotide messenger RNA. RefSeq lists its product as uncharacterized. NCBI's taxonomy places the organism in Eukaryota, Fungi, Ascomycota, Eurotiomycetes, Eurotiales, Aspergillaceae. The transcript is spliced from 2 exons. The record is from RefSeq and is a predicted model, not a curated record. Bases 1 to 981 code for a protein of 326 amino acids.